CAAAUUUUUAUUAUGAAUUAUUAUGUACUGAUACAUCAACGUUUUAAAAUCUAAUAUUCGUUCUCUUGGAAUCCCCUAACCGAUAAGUUAAGACAGUUACCAUAAGAGCAGUCUGUCAUAAAAAUUUUAUUGCAACGAUCGACGGCUGAUGAAGAUGAUCCUAUUUUGGAUAGAGUACAACACAUUGUAAGGGAAUAACGCGGCCAAAGAAAAAGAAGCAAAGAGGCGCAUCGCGUUAAAGCGCCAAAGGUUGCACGCGAAGCGGCGCCACGCCCGCCCCACCAUCGCUGCGCUGAUAUUCCGUCGGGGCAGAGGGGCAGAUGUAAGUCGGCGCAGUCGCUCGCCGCGUUUUAUGCAACCAGUCUUGCUUCGGAGCGAGUGAGUCUACUCGUCCAGCCUUUGACAGACGAGGAAAGUGUGUGUGCAGUGUCUGUCUGGCCGUUUUUCGUAGGUCGGUCUUUCUCGAUCGUAAGGCUGACCGUCUCGUUGUGGUAACCGAUUCGAGCGGAUCCGGUUUUCUUUGUGCCGAGGUGGACGGCACAGCAGGCGUGUUAACGUCCCUGCUACGUAUUACCGUCAGUUGUAUACGCUGACUUUAGCCGGCGUGAGCAAGCGAAAGUUUAAAGGCGGUGUCGAUUGUGUAUUCGGCUCCGUUGCCAUCGUGCGAUCCCGCACGCACGGUUUACCAACAUAACUCCGUUCUACGGUUACGGACUGGUGUCUACUGAUCGAGUGCCAGUGCGACCACGGUCGGCCGUGAUACACGGCUGUAUUAUCCGCGAUUGUGUGCCGCCUAUAGAUGUGUGUUUGUGCGUAACGUGUGCGUAGAGGAGAACGUAUCGCCGCUGCUCCGUGACGGAAAGAGACAGCGCGAGAAGAGAGGGUGGGAGAAGCGAACGGCCGUGAAUCCACGAUUCGUGGCUACGUUCACGCCGCCGCGUAUUCCGCACGGCACGACACGAAACGAAACACACGACAGCAACGACGUGCUCGGACCAAGCCACACGAGACGCGAGAGGAAAGAGAUUGCACACCUUCACGAAUUAUUACGAAUUCGCAUAGCGUUGACGCGCCUUUUGGCGCGUUUACACCCCUCGUUCGGUCGACUCACUCGGCCUCCUCGUCGCCACUAUGGCGGACGACGAGGUUCUCUUCGACGAGGUUUACGAGCUCUGCGAGAUUAUCGGCAAGUGAGUAACGAAAUCGUGAGAAAGAACGAGACAGCUGUGCUCGCAUCGGUGUGUGUCGAUGAGGGGGGCAGUUGUGUCGAAAUGAUAGAAAGGGAAAGAGAUGUAUGACACAUCGUUCGAUGGGGACCUUUCAGCGUCGUUAGGAAAUGCAUUCACCGACAAACAGGGCAGACGUUCGCUGUAAAAAUCGUGGACGUUGCGAAGUUCACCUCCAGUCCGGGUCUAAGCACGAACGAUUUGAAACGGGAGGCCACAAUAUGUCACAUGUUGAAACAUCCCCACAUCGUAGAAUUACUGGAAACCUACAGUUCGGAGGGUAUGCUGUACAUGGUAUUCGAAUAUAUGGAUGGCUCUGAUUUAUGUUUCGAGGUCGUUCGCAGAGCAACUGCUGGAUUCGUGUACAGCGAAGCAGUUGCCAGCCAUUAUAUGCGACAGAUCCUGGAGGCGCUGCGCUACUGCCACGAGAACGACAUAAUUCAUCGUGAUCUAAAGCCGCAAUGCGCCCUGCUCGCGGGCAAGGAGAAUUCUGCCCCGGUGAAGUUACGCGGCUUCAGCGUCGCCGUGCAACUACAGUCGUCCCAGGCGAACGGCAUCGAAUGUUACACGACCGAGUAUCGGCAGUGUCUGAGCCCAAAGGGGCAGCUCUACUUGAAGGCCGACAGCGAGGGUCGUGUUGGGUGUCCGCACUUCAUGGCGCCGGAAGUGAUCCAGCGCAGACAGUAUGGGAAACCUGGUGACGUCUGGUCAGCCGGAGUGCUACUCCAUGUCCUACUAACUGGUACACUUCCGUUCGUGGGUUCUCGAGAUAGACUGCGAGAAGCAAUUUGCAGAGGAAGAGUUCAGAUGGAAACACCACCUUGGGACUGUAUCAGUGAACCGGCAAAGGAUCUCAUACAAAGGAUGCUCACUACGGACGUGAAUCACAGGAUUACUAUUCAGGAAGUCCUUAACCAUAAAUGGCUUAGAGAUAGAGACAAGGGCGUGGCCCGGAUACAUUUAGCUGAAACUAUAGAAGAACUUAAGAAAUUCAAUGCAAGACGAAAACUGAAGGAAGCUGUGAAGGCGGCUGUGUCGUCGUCAAAAUGGCACGCACCGUAUUCGGAAGUUAAUGGCGACAGCUUUUUCGAUAUUGGAGACGAUGAAGUCACGACCACAGGUGCAGUAGCCGAAAUUUUAGACUCUCUGGAUGAUAUUGAAGUACUUCAGGAGAGUGGAAGACUGACGCGUGUAGAAAUAUUGAAUGCGGUGGAUGAUUAUCGUCUUCGAGCAAUCUUAGAGCUUUACGACCGAAUUUCGACUCGCGUCCCAACGCCAUGUCGGGCGCCACAGACGGACGCGGUUCAAAGAGCGCGGGAAGUUGAAGAACUUCUUCGGGAAAUUGAACAUUCUGCAAUACGAACCAUCGACAGAUCGGACCUUCGGGAGCUUCACGAACUUCUGGUCCAGCCGCAUAUGAGGGCGCUUUUGCAAGCACAUGACGUAGCUGGACACGAAGUUUACGGUGAAGAAGCAACCAGAGUAACUCCACCGCCUCUACUUCCAUACCUAAACGGAGGCGAUGAUCUCGAGGGCCAAAAUGGCGACUUGGAUCUCGAGAAUGUAACACGCGUCAGGCUGGUCCAGUUCCAGAAGAAUACUGAUGAGCCAAUGGGAAUCACUUUAAAAAUGAACGAGGAUGGGAAAUGCGUGGUGGCAAGAAUUAUGCACGGUGGAAUGAUACACAGACAAGCGACACUUCAUGUCGGCGAUGAAAUCAGAGAAAUUAACGGAAUACCGGUGGCCAAUCAAUCUGUCAAUGCCUUGCAAAAGAUACUCCGAGAAGCACGAGGUUCGGUGACCUUCAAAAUCGUGCCGUCUUACAGGAGCGCACCGCCCCCCUGUGAGGUACAAAUUUUCGUUCGAGCUCAAUUCGACUACGAUCCGUUAGAGGACGAGUUGAUACCCUGCGCGCAAGCUGGGAUCGCGUUCAAAACCGGCGAUAUCCUGCAAAUCAUCAGCAAGGACGAUCAUUAUUGGUGGCAGGCGCAGAAGGACAACGCGGCCGGUUCCGCGGGAUUAAUCCCUUCGCCUGAACUUCAGGAACGUCGGAUCGCGUACAUGGCUAUGGAAAAGAACAAGCAGGAACAAGUGAAUUGCUCAAUAUUUGGCCGGAAGAAGAAGCAGUACAAGGAUAAGUAUCUCGCGAAACACAACGCAGUCUUUGACCAGCUGGAUCUGGUCACCUACGAAGAGGUCGUUAAGCUUCCUUAUCCCGCAUUUCAGCGGAAAACAUUAGUGUUACUUGGAGCACAUGGUGUUGGUCGUCGUCACAUAAAGAAUACAAUUAUUGCGAAGCAUCCUGACAAAUAUGCCUAUCCUAUUCCACAUACAACGAGGCCUCCGCGGAACGACGAAGAAAACGGACGCAAUUAUUAUUUCGUAUCGCAUGACGAAAUGAUGGCUGACAUAGCUGCUAAUGAAUACCUCGAAUAUGGUACACACGAAGAUGCCAUGUACGGAACGAAACUCGAAACGAUUCGCAAAAUACACGAAGAAGGCAGGGUGGCGAUAUUGGACGUGGAGCCACAAGCUUUAAAGGUGUUACGCACAGCAGAAUUUGCACCUUAUGUUGUUUUCAUCGCCGCUCCGGUGUUCCAGAAUAUUACCGAUUGUGAUGGAAGCCUGGAAAGACUAGCGAAGGAGUCAGACUCGUUGAAGCAAGCGUACGGCCACUUUUUCGACUUAACCAUCGUAAACAACGACAUCGAGGAGACGAUCGCGCAGCUGGAGGCGGCCAUCGAGCGGGUUCACACGACACCUCAGUGGGUGCCAGUGUCGUGGGUCUACUGACAGCGAACCUCUCCAGUUCGUCAAAUCACCCACUGCAACGGCUCGUCGAAUGUG
Molecule: messenger RNA, 4073 nt
Organism: Megachile rotundata (alfalfa leafcutting bee)
Lineage: Eukaryota; Metazoa; Arthropoda; Insecta; Hymenoptera; Megachilidae
Gene: CASK
Product: peripheral plasma membrane protein CASK
Biological process (GO): protein phosphorylation
Molecular function (GO): protein binding; protein kinase activity; ATP binding
Source: RefSeq, a predicted model, not a curated record